Lolium perenne is the source of this 723-nucleotide messenger RNA. RefSeq lists its product as uncharacterized. NCBI's taxonomy places the organism in Eukaryota, Viridiplantae, Streptophyta, Magnoliopsida, Poales, Poaceae. The record is from RefSeq and is a predicted model, not a curated record.
AUGGCGCCACCAGCUAUUCCAGAAUUUCUGAAAGGAUCCGAAGUUCCAAUUACCUUCAACCGAGAGGAUCACCCGCCAGCAGUGUACCGACCAGGGCACGCUGCCCUUGUACUCGAUGCCCAAAUUGGCAACUACGCCAUGACCAAGGUCUUCAUGGAUGGAGGUAGUGGCCUCAACAUAAUCUUCACGGAUACCCUGCGAAGGAUGAACAAGGCAGUCGAUAAUCUGCCUGAAUCGACAAACACCUUCCAUGGCAUCGUCCCAGGCAGAGCGGUACACCCAAAAGGUACAGUCCAACUCGACGUUACAUUCGGAACACCUGAACACUUCAGAACUGAGUCGAUUGAGUUCGAAGUCGUCGACUGGAAAUCACAAUAUCACGCUAUACUUGGGCGUCCGACGUUUGCAAGAUUCAUGGCUGUCCCACACUACGCUUAUCUCAAGCUCAAGAUGCCAGGCCCAAAGGGAGUGAUAACAGUCAAUGGAAAUUUCCAAAGAUCGGAUUCAUGCGAUCGAGACUUCAGCAAAAUCUCUGAGAUGUACGGGAUAGAGAAGACACUCGCAGAACUUGAGAUCACCAAUGAUCGCACGCUCCUGCCAGAACACAAGAGGAUGGCAUCCGAUAGAGAAUUCAGUGCUACAGACGACACAAGGAAGCACCAGGUGCACCCGACUGACCCCUCCAAGACGGUCAAUGUAUCGUCAAGUCUAACUGUCGCAUAG